CAACGCGACUGCAGUUUUCAAACCUCAACUGUAGGAUCCGGACACUCUCUCCGCUGCGGUCGCUGGGAGCCACCUCACAGGAGGCCAGGUCACAACUGUUGGCCGUUGUCCGGAACAGUAAAAGUGGGUCCUGCUACGCUCGGAGCUACCCGGCGCCUCACCGGGCUACAGCUGGCGAACGCGUCCUGUCGUGGCCACCGGCGUGGGGCGGGACGGGAGCCCCCUUGGAGGGGCCAACCCCGAGAGAACCUGCUGCGGCCCGAGCGGUAAAAAUAAGUGACUAAAGAAGCAUAUCUGGAAGUCAUCUAACAUGUCGAGGAGAAGAUUUGAUUGCCGAAGUAUUUCAGGCUUGCUAACUACAACUCCACAAACUCCAAUAAAAAUGGAAAACUUUAAUAAUUUUUAUACCCUUACAUCUAAAGAGCUAGGAAGAGGGAAAUUUGCUGUGGUGAGACAGUGUAUAUCAAAAUCUACUGGCCAAGAAUAUGCUGCAAAAUUUCUAAAAAAGAGAAGAAGAGGACAAGAUUGUCGAGCAGAGAUUCUACAUGAGAUCGCCGUCCUUGAAUUGGCAAAGUCCUGUCCCCAUGUGAUUAAUCUUCAUGAAGUUUAUGAAAAUACAAGUGAAAUCAUUUUGGUAUUAGAAUAUGCCGCAGGUGGAGAAAUUUUCAAUUUGUGUUUACCUGAGCUGGCUGAAAUGGUCUCUGAAAAUGACAUUAUCAGACUCAUUAAACAAAUACUUGAAGGAGUUUAUUAUCUACAUCAGAAUAACAUUGUACACCUUGAUUUAAAGCCACAGAAUAUAUUAUUGAGCAGCAUAUACCCUCUUGGGGACAUAAAAAUUGUAGAUUUUGGAAUGUCUCGAAAAAUAGGAAACGCAUGUGAACUUCGGGAAAUCAUGGGCACUCCCGAAUACUUAGCUCCAGAAAUUCUGAACUAUGAUCCUAUUACCACAGCAACAGAUAUGUGGAAUAUUGGCAUAAUAGCCUAUAUGUUGGUAACUCAUACAUCCCCAUUUGUGGGAGAAGAUAAUCAAGAAACAUACCUCAAUAUUUCUCAAGUUAAUGUAGAUUAUUCAGAAGAAACUUUUUCAUCAGUUUCACAGCUGGCCACAGACUUUAUCCAGAGCCUUUUAGUAAAAAAUCCAGAGAAAAGACCAACAGCAGAAAUCUGCCUUUCUCAUUCUUGGCUACAGCAAUUGGACUUUGGAAACUUAUUUCACCCUGAGGAAACUUCCUGUUCCUUUCAAAGUCAAGAUCAUACAGUAAGGUCCUCUGAAGACAAGAUUUCUAAAUCCUCUUGUAAUGGAACCUGUGAUCGAGAAGACAAAGAGAAUAUCCCAGAGGAUAGCAGCAUGGUUUCCAAAAGAUUUCGCUUUGAUGACUCAUUGCCAAAUACCCAUGAACUUGUUUCAGACUUGCUCUGUUAGCACUUUUGUCUUUGACUCAUUUGGACUGAAUUUGGAAUUUGAAAUUCGCUCCAGUGUGAAAUUGUGUUUUGUAGCUUAAUAUAUGGCAUGUUUAUGUUGUAAAUGUUUAUGUUGCACUUUUGCCUAAAAGAAUUUAGGGAAUUAUUUUAAUGUUAAAUUACUAGUUACUGGCAUAAUUUCAUUUCCUAUCCUGAGAAGUUAACCAAUGCAGAGAGGAAAAUAUUUAAAUAUAUGACCAAAAAUAAAAGUGUGCAUGUGAGUUUACAUUUAUUGGAAGACUUUAAAUUCAAUGGAUUUAUCAAAAUGUUUUACAUAUCAGGAAAAAGAAUGAUUUGGAUUAUACUAUGGUUAAUAUAAACAACAAAAUGAAGACAUUUGAAUUUUUUUUUAAUUAAAAUUUGUUGGGGUGAAAAUGGUUAGUAAAAUUACAUAGGUUUCAAGUGUACAAUUCUGUAAUACAUCAUCUAUAUAUCAUAUUGUGUGUUCAACACCCAGAGUCAGUUCUCUUUCCAUCACCAUAUAUUUGAUCCCUUUUUACCCUCUUCUGCUAUCUCCCAACAUUUGAAUUUAAUAGAUUCUCUAAGGUCAGUUCUAUAUCGUGCCUCUAUUGAGACAAAAUUUUGUUUAGACUAACACUGUCAAGUUUAAGAAAGAAUAUUUUAUAGAUGCUCAGAAGCUAUUUUACAUUUAAAAAUAUUUUUCAAUCACAAAAAUUAUGAAACUACAAAAGAUUUCCAUUAUACAAAUAUAUGGAUUGCUAUAUGAGAUAGAUCGUUUACAGAGCAAAGAGGGAGUUAGAAACCUGAUUAGGAAUAAUCUGUACAAAUUAGAGCAGAGGAAAGAGUAACAUGCCUUUUUAACUCAAAUGUCCUUUGCCUACUCAACAUCCUUCAGAUUUAAUAAGGUCUGACAGAUGGAGAAUAUAUGGUAUACAAGUGUAAAGGGUUUUCACCCUCCAGAAUUUCUAGAGUAGAAGAUAACUUAGGUAAAACUGAAUGUACUCUGUUUUCAGUCAACCAAACGUAUUUAUUAAUUGAGUAUAGAAGAAAAUGCUGACAGACUUAGGCAACUUAACAGUAUUUUAGAUGUCUUCUAAGUCUUGGAAUACAAUCCAGUCAUUCAAAGUUCUAAAAGCAUGAAUAAAAACAAUCACAGCACCAG
Rhinolophus ferrumequinum (greater horseshoe bat) is the source of this 2587-nucleotide messenger RNA. RefSeq names its product serine/threonine kinase 17b (gene STK17B). Gene Ontology annotation, biological process: protein phosphorylation; intracellular signal transduction; positive regulation of apoptotic process. The record is from RefSeq and is a predicted model, not a curated record. NCBI's taxonomy places the organism in Eukaryota, Metazoa, Chordata, Mammalia, Chiroptera, Rhinolophidae. Gene Ontology annotation, molecular function: ATP binding; protein serine/threonine kinase activity. Bases 311 to 1426 code for a protein of 371 amino acids. The transcript is spliced from 8 exons. Gene Ontology annotation, cellular component: nucleus.